Messenger RNA from Fusarium fujikuroi IMI 58289, 1797 nucleotides. RefSeq lists its product as uncharacterized. The transcript has a single exon. The record is from RefSeq and is a predicted model, not a curated record. Bases 1 to 1797 code for a protein of 598 amino acids. NCBI's taxonomy places the organism in Eukaryota, Fungi, Ascomycota, Sordariomycetes, Hypocreales, Nectriaceae.
AUGGCGACAAACAAUUCAACAAAUGCGGGGUCGGUCCGUGACACGGCACCGGGCCUUGAUAUCUUCAAAACUCCAGAGAAUUCGACUUUCUACUCAUCCAAUCUGUAUCGUAAUCUCGAUAAAAGGAAGCAGGAGAUUCGACUUAUCGAACUUUCUACCCAAACUGGCGGCGACGGUAUACUUGAGUGCAAGUUACUGCCUGCGACGUUGUUGACUGACAUUCGAAAACAAUAUCUGGCGUUAUCAUAUUGUGCAGGAGACCCCACAAACACAAAGGAAAUCAUGGUGAGCGGCGUCAAAUGUAACGUCUUUGCGAAUCUGCACCACGCGUUAGUUCUUGCUCGUCAUUAUUGGAUUCAAUCGUCUGAAGAAGGGCCACUUCGACUCUGGAUCGAUCAGCUAUGUAUCAAUCAGCACGAUUUCAGCGAGAGAUCGCACCAAGUCGGCUUCAUGAGAGACAUCUACCAGUCCGCAGAACGAACCCUGGCUUGCUUAUCAACUUCAACAACUAGUGGUGAAGGACUGAAAUGGUUCAACGACUUAUGCGAUGCUGUCCCUUUUCAAGCAGACGAUGAAUCAUUGAAAUACGACGCAGAAGAAAAAUUAGGCACUGAAGGCGGGACAGAACUACAAGACCUUACCCGCGAAAGUGCCGCACUGCGACACAUCUCCAAGUCUUGUGACUUCGGACAGCUAUGGUUCCGCAUAGGUGUCUAUCUCUGCGAUAACAUGUACACCGGGCAAUUUGUGGAUGGGUGGAUUGCAUUCUACGAUGUACUGACUAGCCCAUGGUGGAAUCGAGUUUGGAUCUGCCAAGAGUUUCUGGUAUCCAGCCAGGUCACCUUUAUGUUUGGCAACCAUUUCAUCUCGUGGGAAAAGUGCUGGAGAAACUUGGAGAGCUUUUGCAGUACAUAUGAAUUCGUCUUGCGACAUCGAAAUAACUUCCAGAAACUCCAGGAGCGAAAAGGCCUCUCGUUAGACUCUACCGACGAUGGCCAGGUUUGCCGCCUUCUCAAGGUCGUUCGCGACAGUGACAAUUAUCGUCAAGCCGCUCAUGUGAAAAGGGCCGUAAAGAUGAAGAUUCACUGGAAUGGAAGCAUGCAUAUAAGGGCUCUCCUAUCACAUUCGAGGUCUUGCAAGUCAUCCGAUGAUCGUGAUCGAGUAUACGCUAUUCUGGGAUUAGCUUCGCCAGGAUAUCAGAUCUUCCCUGAGUACUCAUACCAUAUGACCGCCGCCCAGGUGAUGAUUACGACUACCAAGGCAAUCAUAGACAAGGAAGAUAGUCUUUGUAUCCUUGUGCAAGCUACUACAUUAGUUCGAUCAAGGAAUCUUGAAGUCCCUUCAUGGGUCGUGGAUUGGACUAUCACCGAAGAGUCGCAGAUUCCAGGUGAUCAUUUUGGGAAUAUGCUGUUAUUCAUAAUGCACGGAUUCACCCAAGAAUCUCCAGAACAUAUAUAUGAAACUAUCAUAGAUGCGUUUCGUCAGACAGAAGCACACAUUAUAAGGGUUUAUGGAAGAUUUAUCACAAACAUAUUGGUAGAAACGAGGGAAUGGCCGUUUGUGGAAUUUUAUAGCGUCCGAGGAUGGAAAUACAGGGCUCUAGCUUCUAUCGCCGAUGAAGAUGAAUUAUGGAUGUUACAAGGGCUUAGAGUACCCAUCGUCCUGCGGCCAUACCGCGAUGGGUACCAGGCCAUUAGCUGUGCCUUUACAAUAGAGCCGGGUGGUAAUGGUUUGAAUGAAUGGCUGAUGUCCGCUGGAGAAGGGAGGGCUAAGAGGAGUCGCAUAGUGUUAUACUAG